AAAUUAUGUUCAAGGUCAUAAAUUAACAUCUAUAUGACAGUUAAUCAUUCGCUUGAGGUUACAAACAUAAAUAAGUAAAUAAACAGUUUAAAUAUUGAACAACUGUGAAAUAAACUUACCAAGAAGCUUGUUUGAUAUACACUGAUAAAGAUGGCUGACAUAGAUUGUGCCAUCACUGAAGCCCCUGAAACACCCUCAGAAGAACCACAACCCUCGGCACCUGAAGUUUGCAAACCCCUCGGACCUCCCGGUGGUUCACCACGCCACUACAACAUGGAAAGCACCUCAAUCGACGACGACACCAAAGCGAAACUCAAGGGCGACCAAAUUGGAGACACCAUGUACAACCAAUCUUUUGUCAUCAAAACACUUAUGAGAUUUAAUAACCUUGAAGAAAUCAACUGCAUUUGGGGAGAAGACCUUGAAAAUGAUCUUUGUUUCAUUUGGGAUAUGACUGUGGAAGAAGAUGUCUGCAAAUUCUUGUUUGAAUUGAAUUUUCCAGCCAUUGCAUGCACUGUCCUCAAAGCAGACAUUAACCACAGACUCAUUGAGAUCUUAAUUGGCAUUCUAGGCAAUAUUUGCACACCAGACUCAACGCCAGAAUUAAAAUCCGAACAUUUACCUAUUAUAUUGGAUCAUAUUGAUACUGAUGAUCACUUAAUACUGAUUCAAUUGAUGCGUUUUGUAAAAGUAAUUGCAUUCAAAGCUGAGAAAAUCGAGUUUGCUAAUGUAGAAAUCAUGGAGAAAAUCAUCUUCAUUCUGUAUAAUUCAAUGAACGUUGGAUUAUUAGAGAUUUCACUGGAUGCAGUUGAUAAAAUGACUUCUGAUAAGAAGUUACCCGUUGAAUUUUUACAUGAGAAUUUGUUAGAGGCAUGUUUUACCGCGUUCAAAGUAAUUUACGAUUCGGAAAAUGAUUCAGAAACAGACGCGUACAAAACGGAUGUUGUGAAACGUAACAUGAAUCAUUUAUUGCAAGUUUUAGUAAAUAUGGCGGUGUAUUGUCAAGCGAUUGAAACACCGGCGACGGCAGCUAUUAGACGAAAAGUAGACGAGCAUAAAAUCGUCGUUUUCGGCGAGUUGCAUGAAAUACUCAAAGGUUAUGCGGAUGAAUUUGAUAUUACUGAAGAUGUUGGUUUUGUAUUUCAAUCGAUCGACUAUGUUUUAAGCGCUUUUGGUAUGAAAUGUUACAAAUUAACGGUGGCUAUUAUUAAAAUGGCGGCCAUUUUGAAUCCGAAGAGUGUAACGGAAACAGUCAUGAAUUCUUACGUUGAAUUGAUCAAAGAAUUGUUUUCUAAGCUAGAUGUUAGUGAUGAUGAAUUCAUUACUGCGUUAAAAAGUAAAUGUGAAGAUGAUGAAGAGAAGGAGAAAUUAUUACGAGCGUUGGAUGCUUUACGUGAAUGGAAAUUGGAAUGCGAAGGAUUUGAUUUUGAUGAAAAAGUGCAAAGUAUUGUGGAUAUUUGUUCAGCUGAAGACAGUUAAAUGUUUUUUGUACGCUUAUUUCGGAAUUUAGACGUUCAUUCCUAGCGUUGCGCAAAAUUUGUGAUAUUUAUGAAUUAAAAUACAGCGUAGAGCAUUCACGAAUCUCAAUUUAAUACAUUACCAGUGUCUAUAAAUAGACUUCACUGUUUUAGUUACACAGAGUAGUGUUUACCUUCUUUAAAAUGAUCAAAUUUGAUGUUUUGUGAGUUUUAAGACAAAUUAUUUAACAAUUGCCUUGCAAAAUAUUAUUAGUAGUAAACAUAGACACCAAUUAAAUAUGCACAUCGAACAUUAAACACUAUUUCACAAUUCGCGUAUUGCAAGCAAAACAUAAUUACGAUUGGUACCUGCACGUGUAAAAGGUACUAAUAUUUUUUAUAGAAAACGCUAAAUUCGCCUUUAAUUGUUGGACACACUGUACGAUGUCUCUAAUGUGAAUAAUUGUCGUAAACCACAAUUACCUAACGAAAACAAUUACCCAAAACAGGAAAUAAUUGACGUUUACGUUUAUUUGAAUGUAAUUACGAUGACAUUUUCUAAAAUGGAACAUCUCAAUCGAACCAGCCGAAUGUCGGCGGCAAUUUGGGUUCGGUAAUGUCGAUAAUGAUGAUUUGAUUGCUUUUAAUUGCGCCCAUUGCUCGUUACGCGUUGUUACAUGCGCUUGUACAAUUUUCGCACACACGUAACAUUACCAAAAUAAAUAUCUACGUUUAUUUAUGCAAA
This is a messenger RNA of Dalotia coriaria, 2202 nucleotides long. RefSeq lists its product as uncharacterized. Gene Ontology annotation, cellular component: nucleoplasm. NCBI's taxonomy places the organism in Eukaryota, Metazoa, Arthropoda, Insecta, Coleoptera, Staphylinidae. The coding region runs from base 151 to 1479 and encodes 442 amino acids. The transcript has 2 exons. The record is from RefSeq and is a predicted model, not a curated record.